This is a messenger RNA of Hypanus sabinus (Atlantic stingray), 1588 nucleotides long. RefSeq names its product glycine receptor, alpha 3 (gene glra3). Lineage: Eukaryota; Metazoa; Chordata; Chondrichthyes; Myliobatiformes; Dasyatidae. The transcript has 9 exons. Bases 1 to 1236 code for a protein of 411 amino acids. Gene Ontology annotation, molecular function: glycine binding; transmembrane signaling receptor activity; transmitter-gated monoatomic ion channel activity. The record is from RefSeq and is a predicted model, not a curated record. Gene Ontology annotation, cellular component: plasma membrane; synapse; neuron projection. Gene Ontology annotation, biological process: nervous system process; chloride transmembrane transport; chemical synaptic transmission.
AUGUCUCCAUCAGACUUCCUGGACAAACUAAUGGGAAAGACAUCAGGAUACGACGCAAGAAUUAGACCCAACUUUAAAGGCCCUCCUGUCAAUGUCACCUGCAACAUAUUUAUCAACAGCUUUGGCUCGAUUGCAGAGACAACCAUGGAUUAUCGCCUGAACAUUUUCCUGCGUCAGCAGUGGAACGACCCUCGGCUGGCUUACAGCGAGUACCCUGAUGACUCUCUAGACUUGGACCCAUCUAUGCUGGAUUCAAUUUGGAAGCCAGAUUUAUUCUUUGCCAAUGAGAAAGGAGCCAACUUCCAUGAGGUGACAACAGACAACAAGUUAUUGAGGAUUUUUAAAAAUGGCAUUGUCCUUUAUUCAAUAAGAUUGACUUUAAUUCUUUCCUGUCCAAUGGAUCUAAAAAAUUUCCCGAUGGACGUUCAAACCUGCAUAAUGCAGUUGGAGAGCUUUGGUUACACAAUGAAUGACCUGAUCUUUGAAUGGCAAGAGAAUGGGCCAGUGCAGGUUGCCGAAGGACUCACCUUGCCACAGUUUCUCCUAAAAGAAGAGAAAGAUUUACGAUACUGCACAAAGCAUUACAAUACAGGAAAAUUCACAUGUAUUGAAGUGCGAUUCCAUCUUGAGAGACAGAUGGGUUAUUAUCUCAUUCAGAUGUACAUUCCCAGUCUUCUGAUCGUCAUUCUCUCCUGGGUGUCCUUUUGGAUAAAUAUGGAUGCAGCCCCUGCAAGAGUAGCCUUGGGUAUUACCACAGUUCUCACAAUGACCACACAAAGCUCUGGGUCUCGAGCUUCUCUCCCAAAGGUGUCCUACGUCAAGGCGAUUGAUAUCUGGAUGGCGGUGUGCCUGCUGUUUGUGUUUUCUGCCCUUCUGGAAUAUGCAGCUGUUAAUUUUGUGUCAAGGCAGCACAAAGAGCUACUCCGUCUUCAGAGGAGGAAACGGAAGCAAAGUACGGAGGAUGAUGAAGUGAGGGAAAGUCGCUUUAGCUUCACUGCAUACGGGGUGGGACCUUGCCUCCAAUCAAAAGAUGGAGUCACUCCGAAAGGGUCAAUCAGCACAUCCCAACCUUCAGCAAAAGGCCAGGAAGAUAUGAGGAAACUCUUCAUUGACAGAGCAAAGAAGAUCGACACAGUGUCGCGAGCUGGUUUUCCGCUAGCCUUUUUAAUUUUCAAUAUUUUUUAUUGGGUCAUCUACAAGAUUCUCAGACACGAGGACAUCCACCAGCAGCAAUAGUCAGAGGUUUUGACAGACAGUUAUUUAAGCCCGGAAAGCAUCCAAGUGUGAUAAAGAGCUCAUUUCUUAGGCCAGGAAAAUUCUUCUUUAAUACAUUGAACAGUGAUAUUGGGUGAAACUAUGCAAAUCUAAAGAGGAACCUAAGUGAAUAAACGUAAAUGAGUCAUCCAGUUCUUUCUGCAUUUUCACAUCACGUGGAGUACUUGAGGAAGGGAUUGGUCAUGUGAGCUAAAAGUGAUAGGCAAAGUAAAACACAGACUAAAAUUAUGGUAAUAAUCCUUUCCUUUUUAUGUUUCUAUAUGACGGUUUCCAGUUUAGAGAAAGCAAUAAAAAUAUACUGCAGACACAUGAA